Microtus ochrogaster (prairie vole) is the source of this 1646-nucleotide messenger RNA. It is a transcript of the gene Muc1, whose product is annotated as mucin 1, cell surface associated. NCBI's taxonomy places the organism in Eukaryota, Metazoa, Chordata, Mammalia, Rodentia, Cricetidae. Bases 1 to 1548 code for a protein of 515 amino acids. The transcript is spliced from 7 exons. The record is from RefSeq and is a predicted model, not a curated record.
AUGAAGGACGAGGCUGGAGGACGGCUGAAGCCCUUCCAGCCCCACUUACUCACCGCGGCAGCAGCGACACCUCAGUCAAAGUUCCGCCGGGAUCGAAAGCCCAGGGCCGGGGCUGCCCCGCUCUGGGUGAGGGGGGCCGAGGGGGCCGGAGGCCGGGACGAGUGCAAUAUUGGCGGGGGAAAGAACAACACUGCACCACGUCCCGUCCCUCCCGCCCGCCCGGGGUCCCGGAAUCCCGCUCCUUACCACGUGGACCUUUGGAACCCAGGGACUGGGGGCGCUCUGGGGUGUUGGGGUCACCUUAGAGUGGACUCGGUCACCACCCCAGGUCACGGUGGUGUCUCUGCCCCAGCCACCAACUCUACGGUGGACUUGGCCAGCAUGCCAGUCCAAAGUGGUACCUCUGCUCCAGCCACUAACUCUACAAUGGACUCAGCUACCACUCCAGUCCACACCAGUUUCUCCAUCCAAACCACGAUGGCUAUAUCAGGCUCAGCCAACACUCUAAUCCACAAUGGCUCUUCGGUUCCAACUACCAGCCCUGCAUUGGGCUCAGCCACCAGUCCAGCCCACAGUAGUGCCUCAUCUAUGACUAAUAGCUCCGAAUCAGACUUGGCCACCACUCCAGUCUCUACUACCAAGGCUACUUUAGGCUCUACCAUCACCCCAGUCCACAAUGGCUCCUUGGUGCCAACUACCAGCUCAGCUACCACUCCAAUCCGAAAUAACAGUUCUACAAUGGCUGCUACAACUCCAGCUGGCAAUGGUACUCAAUCUCCAGCCCCAAGCCAGCACCCUGUUACUCCCAUCACCCUCGCCAUCUCCGGCAACAGCACAGUCCCCCUUAGCACAGUACUUUCCCUGGCCUUCUCCAGGAACACUUCGCCCCAAGUGUCGCUUGAGGUGUCUCUCUUCCUCUUGUCCUUUCAUAUUGGGAACCACCAGUUUAAUUCCUCGCUGGAAGACCCCAGCUCCAGCUACUACAGAGCACUGAAGCGGAAUGUUUCUGAACUGUUUCUGCAGAUUUUUAACGAAGAUUUUCUGGGGAUCUCUACUAUCAAGUUCAGGUCAGGCUCCGUGGUGGUGGACUCGACUCUGAUUUUCCGGGGGGGUGCUGCCAGUGCCUCUGAGGUGAAGUCGCGGCUUUCACAGCAUGCAAAGGAGGCGGAAGACUAUAAUUUGGCUAUCUCCGAAGUCACUGUGGAUGAGAUGCAGUUCCCUUCCUCUACCCAGUCCUGGCCAGGCGUGCCAGGCUGGGGCAUUGCCCUGCUGGUGCUGGUCUGUGUUUUGGUUGCUUUGGCCAUCAUCUUUCUCCUUGCACUGGCAGUGUGUCAGUGCCGCCGAAAGAACUAUGGGCAGCUGGACAUCUUUCCAACCCAGGACACCUACCAUCCUAUGAAUGAAUAUCCCACCUACCACACUCACGGGCGCUAUGUGCCCCCUGGCAGCACCAAACGUAGCCCCUAUGAGGAGGUUUCUGCAGGUAAUGGCGGUAGCAACCUAUCGUACACCAACCCAGCAGUGUCAACCACUUCUGCCAACUUGUAGGGGAUCUGUCACCACCUCAGGGGGCAGCGGUGGCAGUCUGCCCCCUCAGUUUCCACUGCUAGAGCCCUGCGCUCUGAUCUGGGCUGGUGAGCCGGAGU